Molecule: messenger RNA, 2098 nt
Organism: Wyeomyia smithii (pitcher-plant mosquito)
Lineage: Eukaryota; Metazoa; Arthropoda; Insecta; Diptera; Culicidae
Gene: Pex11c
Product: peroxisomal membrane protein 11C
Exons: 5
Coding region: 157-870 (237 amino acids)
Biological process (GO): peroxisome fission
Cellular component (GO): peroxisomal membrane
Source: RefSeq, a predicted model, not a curated record
AUCAGUCGUUUCUCGGCAGUCGUCGGCAGUGUAUCAUUGUUUUCAAAUAAAACUAUUAGUGGUGCUAUUACUUGAUUCGAAACUCUGCUUUGAAGCAGUUUGAUACCUAUCAUCGUGUUUAGAUUUUUUUAAGAAUUCGAAAUAGAGAUUAGCAAUAUGAGUAAAGCUUUGAAUGAAGUGUGUGAAAUGUUGGAUACCUAUGCGGGUCGGGACAAGAUUGUAAGGACGUUAUGUUAUACAACGAAGCUAGCUGCAGGAAUUUAUGCAGCCAAAGAUCCCGAUUUGUCGAAGAAAUUAGCAAUUUUCAGCUCCAAAAUGUCACAAACGAGAGCAACGCUACGAUUACUGGAUGACCUGCCCAUGAUUAGCUACUCGUUGAAUUAUGGCACCGGAAGCAAGGAAGCAGACCGUAUCAUGGGUAUCAUAGGAUUUAUUACAAACAUUAUCGAUCACCUGUACUAUCCGGUGGAUAAGAUUUGCUGGAUGAUCGAGUACAAACUGCUCGACGUAAAACAUCCCGCCAAAUGGGACACUAUGAACUCGAUACUGUGGGUUGCCUCCAUCUACCUGAACUUGAUGAAAACAAUCCGAAGCUAUACAGUUAUGGAACAACACAAAUCGCACAUAGACAAAUCGGAGAAUGAGUCCAGUCAAUCGUACAAAAUGCUGAUGAUGAAACAGCGUAUGGAGCUUAUUUCGAUCGUCCGAUUAUCGCUGGAUCUCGUUCAUGCUGGCAGCACCCUGCCGGGCGGCAUGCUGUGGGGAGGUAAAUUCGAAUCAUGGCAGGUCGGUCUCAUAGGAAGCAUUUCUUCUUUUAUCGGUUUAUAUCAAUAUUUUGCCAAAAAAAGAAUUAUCAGCAAAAGCUCUUAGACUUUGUCUGAAAAGACCUAGAUUACGAACUACUGAUAAACAGUUUAUUGUAGAUAGGAAUCACAGAAAGAGGAUUACUGAUACAAAUUAGGAUUGUUAAGAAUGUACACGUACCAAUAGAUAGCGUUUAACUUGUGCCUGUUGCUCGAACUCUGCUCUUGGUUUGUUCCGAGGCGCCAAGCGAAAAGUAUUGUUAUAGAACAACUGAUUGUUUGAAACGAAUACAUCACGAUACAGUACAUAUUUGCAAUGCUGAACAAAGCUACUUAAAUGUACGUUAAAUAGCAAAGAGGACUAUUCUGAGCAAUGGCCUCUCUAUAAAACGCAAAAUCAAAAUGAUACAUGAGACGCGGUACGGAUCGUAGGCGACUGUAACAGUCACUGCUUCGCAUUUUAAUCGAAAGGGACUAGUAAAUAUCUUCUCGACUCUAAGAAAUGGUUUCAAAAACUUUCAACGUUCGCAGGACCCCGUAAAUUAUUUAUAGUGAUCUAGUCGUUUCUAAAGUCGCCGGUCUCUACAAUUACAAUUCCGACUAGCAUUGUCGAGGGUUAGGACCCAGAAUCGAAUUUCCCAAUAAUGUUGUUACGGCCAAUACAACUCACCUAGGAGAGGAUUUGGCCAAGACACUCGAAAAUGUUAGUUUUUAAAUGCUUGUACUCGGGAGUUGUAACUGGUACCUAUAUAUGAAAAACUUAUACCGUUUCGGUUUUUAUUUAUGGGAACUCCUCCGUUUCAUUGACUGAAGAAUGAGAUUCUUUGGUGUAGAUUAUUGUUUUAGGAAUAUUAUAACCAAUACAGCAAACAUAGAAAUGCAGCAAAAUAAUCGUUGAUCGUUUUGUAAUCAAAUGUACAGCGAGGAUUCAUUGUGUGCCUGAAAAAUGUAAACCCUUUGAACAAGUGAAUAGUAAGAAUCGAAGUCCAUUUAUUCAUUAUUUAUUCAUGGAAACGGCCAUCGUAAAUUUAAUUUUAGCAUAAUAAUUUGAGAAAUAUCGGUACAAACGUUCAUGUUUCUUUUAUGAAAAGAAAAGACAAAAAUCAACCGCAUAAUUAUGCAUUCGUUUGAAGAGUACAUUUCGUCAGAACUUCAAACACACGACAUAAACUUUUAUAUGAUCAGCGACGUACUGCUAAGUAUUGAAAAUAUCAAACUUAGGUUGUGAUAAGCUUCUUAUGUCUAGGCUAUGGGUUACGGGACAUCUGUGAAAACAAAUGUUAAUAAAUUGAAAU